UUUUCAACACGAACACUAUGAACAUCUGCUGGGUUAUAGGCUUCAUUUCUUUAGCUUUAAUCGCCGUUGGACAAUCUCAAGCAAAAGUGUUCAAAAUCGCAAACAAAGCUCAUUCUUCGAAGGCAACACGAAGAAUUAUCAUCGUCAAAUGUUGCGGGUUCAAAAGAUGCCUUCCAUCACGCGCAGCGCUGAAAAAUAGGACAAUUAUUCGCACGACGAGCGAGAAGAGUAGUAGCAAACCUAGUCAAUUCACGGAAAGCGGUUUCGCGUCAGUACCCAGCAGCAAUGAGGCCAUCCCGACAGGAAAUUAUGGCGGCUUGAAACAGACAGCAGCUGGAGAGAGCACUAUGGAAACUUCGGAAAAUGACGCUCUUGAAGAAAUAAAAUAUACAAUUACGGACGGUGACGUAAUCACUACAACUAAAACCACCACCGUCCCAGGAAAGGUUCAAGAAGGGGCUGGAAAUUCGGUUUCGGAAUCUAUCUUUUCCGCAAAAUAUGAAAAAACCAGUGGCGCCACGAAGAACGCACAUGAAAUUCUAUCGUCUUCAUCCACAAAAACUGAAACUAUAAUGGCAUUUUCCACUUCGUCAACAUUCUUUCCAACAAUUUUCUCAACGACUGCGGCAACAUCUUCCACGGUGACGAGGGCAACAACCUCUUUGAAAACCACGACCACACCUGCUCCGUGUUUCUUAAACUGCUCUGAUUUCAACGAUUUCCUAUUGAUGCCGACACGAAAACCAUCUCAAUCUGAUGGUUCAAUUCAAUACUCGACGUCUUGCAAGAGGCAAUACUACGUUUCGAAAACAGCCGUUUCGAGGAACGAAGCGGCGUUGAGGUGCAAAGCUUUGGACAUGAAUCUCUUGACCGUCACUUCUCUCGAGGAACUGGAUUGUCUCAGCAGUUUUCCAGACACUUUCUGGACGAGUGGCUCAAUGGAAGGGCUGAAUUGUGGUUUAGAGAAAAGAUUCACGUGGUGCUCAACGGGCUAUGACAUUUCACCGACCCUAAUUUCAACGGAAAAAUAUUGGCUGCGGACAGACACAACCCCUUCCACCCUGGAACGCUGUUUGGCUGUCGUCACUUCAAUGAACCCCCUAAAUCAGGGGAUGACUCACAGAAAUUGUGAUGAUGCCUUGCCCUACAUAUGUCAAUUCCCCGUCGACUGUCCCAAGCAGUGCAACAAAAAUGCCUCUUUAUUUGAUCCUGCCGGAAAUUUAAUUGAUAAAUCAUCAUACGGUGUAUGGAUUGAUAUUGAAAGCUACACGUAUCUCUUGGGAAAUAAGCCGAUGUCUUGGUUGUCGAGCUGGCAGCAGUGCUGUGCCUUAGGAAUGGAGACCCUCAACAUCGACAACGCGGCCGAGCAACUGGGCCUGACUAAUUUAACUUACGGAGCUACUCCAAAAACCUGGAAAAUGAAUUUCAAUUACUGGACCUCCGCGACGUGGAAAGGUUCUCCUGUCGGCCAGUGGUCGUGGUGCGAGCCGUACGGGCCGACGAUUUUCCCCCCAAAUCUCACUUGGGAGCGCGGACAGCCGGACAACAAUGGCGGAAACGAGAUUUGCAUCCACUACCGAUUUGUUUUGAACUCAACAGGCACGAUUUUGACGGACAGAAACUGCGCUAACAAACUCAUAUAUGCGUGCAAGGCAUAA
Cloeon dipterum is the source of this 1658-nucleotide messenger RNA. RefSeq lists its product as uncharacterized. The record is from RefSeq and is a predicted model, not a curated record. The transcript has 12 exons. The coding region runs from base 18 to 1658 and encodes 546 amino acids. Lineage: Eukaryota; Metazoa; Arthropoda; Insecta; Ephemeroptera; Baetidae.